Molecule: messenger RNA, 870 nt
Organism: Lottia gigantea (owl limpet)
Lineage: Eukaryota; Metazoa; Mollusca; Gastropoda; Lottiidae
Exons: 5
Coding region: 1-870 (289 amino acids)
Biological process (GO): protein homooligomerization
Molecular function (GO): protein binding
Source: RefSeq, a predicted model, not a curated record
AUGUCCGGUGACUCCCACAAAACUGUAAUUAAAGGAAAUUCAUCAAAAUAUGUGAAACUAAAUGUUGGUGGAUCAUUACAUUACACAACACUGGGCACCUUGACCAAACAAGAUACAAUGCUCAGAGCCAUGUUCAGUGGUCGGAUGGAAGUUUUGACAGAUUCAGAGGGGUGGAUAUUAAUCGAUAGAUGUGGAAAACAUUUUGGAUCCAUUUUAAAUUUUCUAAGAGACAGUACAGUUCCAUUACCAGAAGUUAGGAGAGAGUUAAUGGAGCUUCUGCAAGAAGCCAAGUAUUAUCUAGUCACAGAUUUAGUAACACAAAUUGAAGCUGCUCUUAAAAGUAGAGAAGAAUUAGAACCUAUUUGUAAAGUCCCAUUGAUAACCUCUUCAAGAGAAGAACAGCAACUUGUCUCCAGUACUUUCAAGCCUGUUGUGAAGUUAAUUUGUAAUCGGCACAACAAUAAAUACUCCUAUACAAAUAAUUCCGAUGAUAAUUUAUUGAAGAAUUUGGAAUUAUUUGAUAAAUUAUCUUUACGCUUCAACCCAAGAGUUAUGUUUAUUAAAGAUGUUAUCGGAAGUAAUGAGAUUUGUUGCUGGUCAUUUUUUGGACAUAAACAAAAAAUAGCUGAAGUUUGUUGUACAUCUAUAGUGUAUGGUACUGAUAAAAAACACACCAAGGUUGAGUUCCCUGAAGCUAGGAUAUAUGAAGAAACAUUAAAUAUUUUGCUAUAUGAACAUAGAGAUAAAGGACCAGAUGCAGAGUUGAUGCAGGCUACAAGAGGAUAUACAGUUGGGGGUAGGAAUGGUUACCAUAGUGAUGAAGAAGUGGAAGAAAAACAUGAAAGAGAAAGAAUGUUACGGCGCCAUUAG